Molecule: messenger RNA, 1850 nt
Organism: Diachasmimorpha longicaudata
Lineage: Eukaryota; Metazoa; Arthropoda; Insecta; Hymenoptera; Braconidae
Gene: Vti1a
Product: Vesicle transport through interaction with t-SNAREs 1a
Exons: 5
Coding region: 62-721 (219 amino acids)
Biological process (GO): intra-Golgi vesicle-mediated transport; Golgi to vacuole transport; macroautophagy
Cellular component (GO): SNARE complex; Golgi apparatus; ER to Golgi transport vesicle membrane
Molecular function (GO): SNAP receptor activity; SNARE binding
Source: RefSeq, a predicted model, not a curated record
CUUCGAGCGUCAUUAGAACCAUCUGUGCUAGUUUUAAUAAGGGCUUGUAGUCAUUGCAAUCAUGGCGACGUUGAUUGACAACUACGAGCAACAAUACGCAGUUCUGACAGCGGAUGUCACUGCAAAAAUCAGUAGGAUAUCAGCGUUGACUGGCGGUGACAAACGUGUGUUCAGUCAGGAUGUGGAUCGACAACUCGAAGAAGCACAAGAACUGCUGGAGCAGAUGGAGUUGGAAGUUCGAGGAACAUCCGGAAGUCAGCGAGAACGGCUGAAGAGCCGAGUAGAGAGCCACAGGGCCGAGCUGAACAGGCUCUCCCAGGAGUUUCAAUUAGCAAAAAAACCGAAGGAGGACGUCACCGACGUCAGCCUCGACGAUAAUUGGGACGGUGGAGUAACUGAGGAUCAGAGGAAGAGGCUGUUGGAUACAUCAGAGAGGAUAGAUAGAACUGGAAGAACUUUGCAGAAUGGAUACAGAUUGGUUCUGGAGACAGAAGAAAUUGGAUCUCAGGUCCUGAAGGAUCUUCAUGACCAGAGGGAGACAAUCCAAAGGAGUCGUGGGAGGCUGAGAGAAACCGACGCGGAAUUGGGCAGAGGCUCUCGCCUCCUCUCCUCCAUGAUCUUUCGAUCAAUUCAACAAAGACUAAUUCUAGUAGCUGUCGCUGUCAUUCUCGUAAUAGUCGGCUGUAUCGUGAUAUACUACAGCUUCACGUCUCGAAGUUAAGGUAGAACAGAUGAAUUAAUAAACCAAAUUAUAAAUUAAAACCUCCAGCAACUUUGGAGAGGGGCCUUGUACCACUAGCUCCACCAGAAGCGCCUGUCCGAAGUGGCCUAACGCAAAUUUCUAAUCAAUUAAUCAUUAUCAAACGAAGAGAGCAGUAUUUAUUUAUUAUGGUUGUUGAUGUUGUCAUUGAUGUGAAGAAUAUGUUUAUGCUAAUGCAUUCCACUGUAUUUUGAGACGGGACUGAUAGAUAGGGAUAAGUAAUUUCAAAUUAAUUGUAAAUAAAUAUAUUAAUAUACAGGGGAAAUAAGGAGAGUCCAAGCAGUCUAACAAUAAUUCAUUUUUAUUUUAUACUCAAAUCUUCAUUCAUGUGAUUUUGGGGAAUGAAAAAAUGAAUUCAGUGACGAAGUGGGAAAUUGAGAGAUGUUAAUUUUAGCUUUUGAAUUUGAAAAUGACAGAGGGAUCGACGAAUCGAUUUAUCUUGAUUUACCAUUUCGUUAAUGAAUUCUAUAACUCAAUAUUUUCAUUCCACAAUAAAUUCACUCUUAAGUAUCUUAAAAUUCAUGUAAUUUCUGUUUUUUCUCUCCUUUGCUUCGUCUACCGGUGAGUUCGCAUAUACGUGUAAAGUGAAAAUCAUUAUAAUUAUAAUUACAAUAAUAAAAUAGAGCGUAGGCUUUUGCGUGGCGGAUGAACAAUCGUGAAACGAAAAGUCACCUUUAAAAGAUAUCCUCAUCGUUGGUUCUCAAUAAACAUUUUAAAAUAGCAAAAAAUGUGCUGAUGGCGUUGCUGCUGGUAAACACUGAUUUUUAGUAUCUAAUUACAAUCGCCAUUACCAUUUAAUUCAAGUUCUGGUAGAGGUCCUCGAUUUGGGGUUUGAAGUAGGCUUUCAGUUGUGGCCGUUUAGUCUUUAGUGUUGGGGUCAGCAGACCAUUUUGUACGGAGAAGGGGUCCGGGUGAAGAUAAAUGUCUUUUACCUGUUUGGAGAUAAUUGAGAUUAAAUUUACGCCAGUAGUUCUGGAGAUAUGAAUUCUAGUGGUAGUGAAUUGUGACGAUGGGGUGAGUCAGUAGACAGAAAUGGCUUAUUUAGUUGUGGUUAUAAUAAUAAAUUUAGAUUAUAAACUAUUUUACAUAA